GUUGUUGUUGUUGUUGUUGUUGUUGUUGUUGCUGAGAGAUCUGCGGCCUAUGACUUUGGCUAUCAUCCCAGCGCCGAAGAGUUUGACAGUCUGCUGCGGGAGACGCGCACCUGGACGCGCGAUUUGCUGGCCAAUGAGCGGCGCCGCGAGAACUAUGUGCCCCGCUACACCUAUCCGGAGCAGGCACCACCCAAAGCCGAAUUGGACUUUCAGCUGUUCAGCGACGAUCAGGAGCAGCAGGCACAGCAGCCGUAUGUGUAUGAGUCUGUCGCACCACUCGAGCCACAGCCAGAGCAGCAUGUCCAGAGCGAACUGAUAGAGAUUAGCGAUGUUCCAGCAGCGGGAGCAGCAGCAACAUCUGGAAACAGCAGCAGCAGCAACGGCGGCAGCAAGUUUCCCAUCUUCUUUACCAAUCCCGCCACGGGCAUUGUGUAUGCCAUUAGCGAAGUGGGUCGGAACACCAAGUCGCAGACGUGGCCCGGCAAUGGCAGCGACACAGAUGCCAUUGACAUCUAUGUGACCAAGGCCCAGUAUGAUGCCGAUUUGCUGGCGCUGCAUCAGCGCUACGAGAAACAGUGCGCCGCCCCGUCCCAGUCUCAGUCCCAGUCCCAGUCAGUGUUGUCCACAUCCAGCUUUAAGCCGCCUGCUCUGGGCACAGCGCGUCCGCAGAUCAUACGCCUGCAGAAGCCCCCCAAAAAGUCGACAGUUCCAAGUUCCCCAAACACAGCCGCCGGCAAUAACAAGCUGCCGCCUAGACCGCCUCCCAUAAUGGUGGCCAGCGGCACGACGGGCAGCAUUAGCGAUCAGCUGCUCAAGCUGCCCACAACCACGACCACGACCAAGCCUCGGCCUCGUCCCACACCCGGCAAAACCCAAAAGCCCAAGCGGAAUAAGCGGAAGAAGAAGAAGAAAACGCAAAAACAUCGACCGGGACACAAGUUGACGACAACAACAACAGGGCCACAGAUUGUGCUGGGCAAACGCACGACCAGCAGGCCAGGAUCAAUAGCCGCACCUCCGGCCACACAGCUGGAGAAGCCGCACAUGCCACUGCCCACAGCCGCACUGGCAGCCGCCAGCAGCAGCGGCACCAUCUUCAGCGACAAGCCCAUCGCCAUCUCCAGCGGCUAUAUUGAGCUACCACAUCGUUUGAGGCGCCGCUCUGUGGAUGCCCUACCCAGCACAUCGGCGGGCGCCCGACCUGUCAGCAGUGGCCGGCCCCGGCCCAGGCCCAGCGGCAGCAGCAACGGUCGGCGUCGACCAAGUACCAGCGGUAACAGCCGCAAACGUCCCGAUACGCCCUCGUUGCCAGCCAAUCCCGCGACUGGAGGCAGCGGCUACCGUGUACCACACGCCGUCCACCUGCUUCAUGCCCGGCACAAUGGGAGCGACGAGCGUGCUGAGCGGGAGGGCAGAAAGCACAGCGCUGAGGGGAUUCUUGAUAUAUUUGAGCUGUUGACUGGCGAUGAUUACGAGGACACGGAUGACUCCUACUACGAGCAAGACGCCAACGAGCAUAUUGCAAUCAAUAAACACAGCAGCAGCAGCAGCAGCGAGAAGCCGACGCAGGAACAAAACAGCAGCUCGGCGGAGGAAGGCGCCGACUUCGGUGCAAUGGAGGAAGAGCUGCCAAGCAUUAUAAAAAGCACCACCACCAGGAGCACCACUACCACCAAACCCAAAACCACCACCACCAGCACCACAGAGCCAGCUACAGAGCUGGAGAAGCUCGACAGCAAUAAAAACAGCAUGAGCAAAAAGCGCAUCAGACGCCGUCCGCCCGGUCCCAGUUCCGAUGAUUACUAUGAUGACGAUGAUGUUGAUGAUGAGGAUGUGGAGAACGAUUUGGACGCGGACUCUGAUUCGAUAACGGAUUCAGGCAUUGGCAGCUUCUUUCGCAUGAUAUUCUAUCCGGUGCAGGUGGCAAUGUCGCGCAUCUUUGACGGUAUUACGGGCCAAACGGACGAGGACGAAAGUGUGUCCUCGGCUACAACGAAGCCCAAAUAUCCCAGCUAUACGCUCUAUCACAGCGCCCACAGCCACAACUCGCUGCCCGACGACAGCUACGCGGAUGAGGAUGAGGAUGAGGAGGACGAUGACGGCGGCUCGCUCGGCAGCUGGUUUGGUUCUUGGUUUGGCCUGCGCCGUCGCACCAAAAAGAUUGGCAGCACCACAGCCAUGCCCGCGGCGCCGCUGCCUCUGCCAACGCCUGCCCCAACGCCCACAGAGCCAGCCGGGUGGCUGGAGUCCUGGUUCGGAUUUGGCAAGACAACAACGGAGGCGUCCAGCGAGGAGACUGACUAUGACAAGUGGUUCGCCGGCUGGUUUGAUGGCACGUCCAAGCGUCGCCGCAAAACAACAACAACGACGACCACAACGACAACAACAAUGCCGACGCCCCAGGUGCCCAUAUUGACCAUUGUGGAUCCGUUGCGCAAUCCGCAAAAUUGGAUUGGCAUAUUGGCGCAUCACAUAGUGAAUGCGACCGGCGGGGGUGUCGCUGGCACCACCAAAAACCCGCUGCAGGAGGCGCUGGUCACAGGUGUGAGCAGCACGACGAGCGCCAAGCCGGAGCUGCCGCGACGCAUCAGCUAUGACAAGUAUCAGAUCUGGCGACUGAAGCCGCAGGAUGAGCCGCAGGUGCGCGCUUUGGAGGAGUUCAAGUCGAGCGAGGACGGCAACAAGCUGCAGUGGUUAAAGGGGCCCAGUCUUAGAGGCCUCACCGAUGUGCUGGUGCCGCCCAAGAUGCUGGUCGACUUUCAGGGCACGCUCAACUUCGAGGGCAUUGCUCACGAGGUGCUCAUCUUCGAUGUGGGCAAGGCCAUUGCCUAUGAGCGCAACAAGGAUUACUAUCUGUACACGACGCCCGCGGCGACUAAGCGACCCAUCAAACAGCCACCGACGCCGCCGCCCCUGACCUGGAACAAGUACUACGAAUACGACGACAUACUCCGCUAUCUGGAAGCGAUGCGCAUGCGGCACACGCAGCUCGUCGAGCUGAUACACAUCGGACGCUCCUUCGAGGGUCGACCGCUGAUCGUGGUCAAGAUCGAGUCCAAGCAGAUGGCCGCUGCGGCCAGCGCCGCUGCUGCCGCCAGCCAUAAGCGGCUCAAGCACAAGCGUCGCUCCGGGCGUGCCAAUGCCGUGUUCAUAGAGGCUGGCGCCCAGGGUCUGGCCUGGAUUGGACCCGCUUCGGCCACGUGGAUGAUCAGCGAGCUGCUGCGACUUAUGCGCACAAACAAGUCCGAUGAGGAGCACGAGUUUGUAAGGAACACCACCUGGUACAUAAUGCCAGUGCUCAAUCCGGAUGGGUACGUGUAUAGUCAUGACUACGAUCGAUUCUGGAAGAAGUCACGUUCCCAUCAUGUGGCUAAGCAACCAGCUGGACUGCUCGAUUCGGCGAUGACGUGGCUUCAGCAGAAGCGUCAUGGCGAUAAGAUUUGUUAUGGGGUGGACCUGGACCGCAACUGGCUGUAUCAGUGGGGCAAACGGGGUAGCUCCAAGGCGCCCUGCAAUGAAUUUUAUGCCGGUCCGUCGCCCUUUUCUGAGCCUGAAACAAAAGCUGUGUCCGACUUUCUGAUGGACUAUCGCACCCAGAUCAAGCUGUAUAUAUCACUGCAGGCCUAUGGACAGGUGUUGUCGUAUCCGGUGAAGGCCAAUUCCACCUUCAAUUCGGAGCGCAUGGAUGACUUUCUGGACGUGGCCAUGGUGGGCACCGAUGUGCUGCGCAAAAAGGGCAGCAAGGCGCGCUACAAGGUUGACUCGGCCAAUGAUUUGAUUGAGCAGCGUUCGGGCUGUGCUGAUGCCUUUGCCGCCUAUGAGAUUGGCAUACCGUUCAGCUUUACGCUCCAGCUGGCGGAUAACGGUGUACAUGGCUAUCUAUUGCCCAGCGGCGCCAUUGAGACAACAGCGCGGGAUGCCUUUGAAAUAGUUAGCGGCAUGCUGGACUACAUCUGAGCCAGUUGGUGGGGAUGCGAGUGUUCACGUUUAAGCGCGCAGCAAAACUCAAAUGUUAGUUCCUUUUUUCUUUUAGCUG
Drosophila novamexicana is the source of this 4036-nucleotide messenger RNA. RefSeq lists its product as uncharacterized. Lineage: Eukaryota; Metazoa; Arthropoda; Insecta; Diptera; Drosophilidae. The annotation marks the transcript as partial. Gene Ontology annotation, biological process: proteolysis. The record is from RefSeq and is a predicted model, not a curated record. The transcript is spliced from 8 exons. Gene Ontology annotation, molecular function: zinc ion binding; metallocarboxypeptidase activity.